AUGAAGAAGUCGACGAUGCUGUACAUCAACGUUGUGGCCGUUAUGGUGGUCUUGGCUAUGGUGACGCCAGCCUUUGGCUUGGAGAUGCCCCUCGACGACUCGGCGGGGAGCAAGCGAGGGCCUGUGUACGAUACGAUGUGGUUUGAUCAGAUUCUGGAUCACUUUGAGUUUACCGUCGAGGCAUCGAUGACCUUCAAGCAGCGGUACUUGGUCUCGACCAAGCAUUUCAACGCCUCGCGCCCGGCGAUCUUCUUCUACACCGGCAACGAGGGCCCGAUCACUGGCUUUGCUGGCAACCUUGGGCAGAUCUGGGAGAACGCUGCCGAUCUCGGCGCCGCUGUGAUCUUUGCCGAGCAUCGUUACUACGGCGAGACCCUGCCGUUUGGCGAGGCCACGUUCAACACCACCGAGAACCUCCGCUGGCUCACUUCGGAGCAGGCUCUCUCCGACUACGUUCUGCUCAUUGCUGCACUCAAGGAUCCGGCAUCGAGCCACUAUCUCGGGCAGGGCGCCGAAAACGCCGCGGUCAUCACGUUUGGCGGCUCCUACGGCGGCCUACUCUCGGCCUACAUCCGGAUCAAGUACCCUGGCGUCGUUGCCGGUGCUGUUGCCUCGUCGGCGCCCAUCUGGCUGUUCCCCGAGACGCAGCCGGCCGGCGGCUUCCUCGGUUGGGUGACCAAGACGUUCACGGCGCAGUGCCCUCAGUCGAUCAAGCCCAUUCGGUCGACAUGGGAGACGAUGCUGCAGAUGGCGGCGACGCCUACCGGGCUCAAGCAACUCUCGUCAACCUUUUCGCUCUGCCAGCCGCUCUCCUCGCUGGCGCAGAUGGAGGCUGGCCUGUGGAUGCGGAUCGAGGCCGCGCUCAUCUACCUUGCCAUGGCUGACUACCCGUACCCGGUCGACUACUUUGGUCCGCUUCCGGGCAACCCGGUGGAGACGGUCUGCCCGUUCUUUGACGGCGUGGGCACCGGCGACGACGCGGUGGAGGCGCUCGCCUCGGCUGUUGCCCUCUUCUACAACUACACCGGUGAGGGCGGCGAGUGCUUUGCGCUCUCGGCCACGCCGGGCGACUUUUCGCUCAACCAGAUGCGGGCGUGGAACUACCAGUUCUGCACCGAGAUGACGCUGGCUGAGCUCGGCUCCAACGGUGUGACCGACUUUUUCUACCCGGCGCCGCUGGAUCUCAAGGCCUUUGCGGCGGCGUGCGCCCAGCUGUACCCGGGCAUUGUGACCCGGCCAGACUGGGUCUCGGCGACGUACACGUCCAAGCCGCUGCGCGGCGCGUCGAACAUUGUCUUUGCCAACGGCCUGCUCGAUCCUUGUACCUCGGGCUCGCCGAUGGUCGACCAGGGCCCUUCGGUCGUCGCACUCAACAUUGCCGACGCCGCCCACCACUUUGACCUGUUUGGCUCGAACCCGGCCGACCCGCAGUCGGUCAUCGACGCCCGCAUCGAGGAGCGAGAGUACAUCGUUCAGUGGAUCGCCGAGUGGCUUGCGUAG
Thecamonas trahens ATCC 50062 is the source of this 1500-nucleotide messenger RNA. Its product is annotated as prolylcarboxypeptidase. Bases 1 to 1500 code for a protein of 499 amino acids. The record is from RefSeq and is a predicted model, not a curated record. The transcript has 2 exons. Gene Ontology annotation, biological process: proteolysis. Gene Ontology annotation, molecular function: dipeptidyl-peptidase activity; serine-type exopeptidase activity. Lineage: Eukaryota; Apusomonadida; Apusomonadidae.